UCGCGAGUUGCAAUACGACAGAGAGGGAAAGGAGAUAUAGAUGUUGUCAAUGCGAGCGCGUCCGUUGCUAUCGUCGUUGUCGUCGUGGUUAUUUUUGAGAAAUGUUGGUGAAAUACUCGUGAUAUCAUAACUUGUACAAACAAUAAAAAAAAUGUAUUCACUCGAGAAACAAGUUGUUGAAUAAGUGUAAGUCUGUUUCAAGUGAAAAAGGAUAAAAAGAGAGAAAGAGUACAGACUCGAAAACAAGGUGGUGUGACCGACAAUCGAUUGGGCCUUUCCUAUUUUUUAAUCGAUUCCUUUUACAUACUACUUAACAUUCGCUUUUAUUCAAAUUAAUCCUGGUAUAGUUAUAAAAAUUUUAAAUAAAAAAAAAUAUGGGAUCCAUAGUAUUGAAAUCCCUUUCCGUGUUACUCGGUAUAUUCUUCGUUUUUGUUGGUACAAUGAAAUUAACGUCCCAUAUUAGCAAAGAUCUGCAUAAAGACCUGAGAAAAGAAUAUGUCAAAUAUGCAAAAGUAUUUCCAUUAUCUACCACGUUGGAUUUCAAAGUUCCGAGCAAAUGGUAUAGAAGAGUGGUUGGCUCGCUCGAAAUCAUCUGCGGUCUUGCCAUGGCAAUAAUUCCAAAUCAUAAGAUAAAAAAUUUGUCUAAUGCGGUAUUGCUCUUUUUGAUGCUAAUGGCCGUAUAUUCUCAUUAUAUGGUAAAUGAUAGAUUUGAAAGAAUUGCGCCGGCUUUGGUAUUUUUCUUUAUGCUGACUGGUCGAUUGGUAAUAGAUUGGCAAUUACGACGGGAAGAUGCACAACCAGUUGCAGCUAAUGGAGUAGAUGAGAAAACUAGAAAACAAGACUGAAUCUAUUUAUUUGAAGAUCUGGCGAGCGUAUCUCUUUUACACAUUUUGCAAAGCAAAUCGUAGGUCAAAACAAAAUUCUGUCGAGAGAAGGAAAUAUAAACCCUAAAGAUAAAUUACACUAAUCGUGCGAACAAAACUAGAUGGAUGUUAAACAUUUAUUUCUAGUAUUCCUUCCGUUUAUGGACAGGAUAGAAUAUUUUCGAUGAGAAUAUACGAAAAUGCUACAUACUUUUUAGUAUAGACUUGAAUACGUCCGACAACGUAAAGUGAGCAAUAUCUCAUCCACAUUUUCGCAUCUAAAUGAAAAUUUCCAGAUCCACAUCAUAAUUGUUUGGGUCGAUAUUGCUAUUCAGAAAUGAAACACAAUGUGUUAGCAGGUCCAUAUUCGUGCUCCUAAAUUAUGUGAAAUAUUUACAUUAAGCAUGAGAUAUAAGGAGUUUAUUAAAAAUAUAUUUACCAAAGUCUGCAAUAUAUUAAUAAGAUGAGAGUUAAGUAAAUUUUGUUCCAUCGAUUACAUGACAUUAGAAUGCUUCUAUAUUAGAAAUUAAUCUGAUACCCACCAUAUUUCUUCAUUUACAUUGUCCAACAAUGAAUAUGAAUAUUAGUUAAGUACAAUUAACUGCCACAGAAAAGAAAUGUGUUCUCCUUAAUAUCGUAACUGAAUGUGUGUACAUACAUAUAAAUUUGCUAUACUCUACAUAAAUAUCAAUUGCAUGAUUUAAGAUAUACAUACCUACUUAUAUAUAUAUAUGUAUGUAUGUAUGUAUUGAAUUUAUUUCACAAAUAUGUAGAGUCAUAAGCAAUACUACGUUCCACCAGAAGUUACAUUUAAGAAAAAAAAAUCGCAGUACACUUUUGUAAACACAUUUUGGAAGGACUCUAAUCAUUAUUGCACAAAGAUUGUGAUUAUCUGUGUGUUUAUAAAAUUACUAUUUGUAUGAUAUCAUAAAUAUUUAAAUAUACAAAGUGUUUUAACAAAAUUCAUACCAAUGAAACCAAAAGAAAUUAAUUUCAUUUUUUGAAUCCUACGUCAUGUGCUUUGUAGAUUUAUCUUUUCUGAUAUAACUAGAUAAGUACAAUGUAAAUAUUUAUGAAAAGGAGCAUGCUAAUUAUAAUGGGGCCAAUUUUGUGGUCUUAACUUAUUGUACAUGUACUGUAUAAAUAUCUUUCUUGAAAGCAAAAUGAAUAAAAAUGCUAAUAAGCAAAAACAA
Vespa crabro (European hornet) is the source of this 2056-nucleotide messenger RNA. Its product is annotated as novel acetylcholine receptor chaperone. Gene Ontology annotation, cellular component: endoplasmic reticulum. Lineage: Eukaryota; Metazoa; Arthropoda; Insecta; Hymenoptera; Vespidae. Bases 375 to 845 code for a protein of 156 amino acids. Gene Ontology annotation, biological process: chaperone-mediated protein complex assembly; positive regulation of protein localization to cell surface. The record is from RefSeq and is a predicted model, not a curated record. The transcript has 4 exons.